UCUCCACUCAUUGUAUUUGAAUCAAUUUCAAUUUCAAUCAUUUAAGAUUUCCUGCAUUUACUUAAAGACAUCACAAACUGCAAAGACUUUACUUAUAGAAUUAUCAUAACACGAUGAGAAUUAUUCUAUUUAUUUUUAAUGACGUCCACAGUGCUUAGAUGAAACUUGGUAUUUGGCUGUAGAUUUCCAGCUUUACCUGGCCGCUCCUUUUCUUUUGAUUAUGAUGUGGAAAUAUGGAAAGAAGUUUGCUCCUGUUCUUGUCGCACUUGCUUUAACAUCAACUGGUUAUGUUACUUGGGCUUUUGUUAAUAAAGGUUACGUUGGAGUUGUUAUUGGAGUAAAUCAAGACGAAUGGACAUUAACUAACAUUCCAACGCACGCAAGGACUACAUCUUGGUUAGUUGGACUUGGACUUGGUUAUUUCAUGCAUAUAAAUCGACAGACCAAAUUCCAAAUACCAAAAAUUAUUCAAAUAUUGGCUUGGAUUAGCAGCCUCGCAACUCUCUUCUUUAUUGUGUUUGGACCUUAUAUGAUCAUGGAUGACAAACGUUCCUCGACCAACUUCCUAGCUACAAUGUAUGAAAGCUGGAAGCGAACAUUGUGGGCAAUUGCUUUAGCUUGGAUAGCUUUUGCAUGCCACUUUGGCUUUGGAGGCACAAUUAACUCAUUCCUGUCGCAUCCAAUUUGGCAGCCAAUUGCACGAUUGGGAUAUACUAUGUACCUCGUUCAUAUGAGUGUUUUGUGAAUCUUAUUGGGUUCUAGGCGAUUGUUGGGAUACUUUUCAG
Molecule: messenger RNA, 785 nt
Organism: Eupeodes corollae
Lineage: Eukaryota; Metazoa; Arthropoda; Insecta; Diptera; Syrphidae
Product: O-acyltransferase like protein-like
Exons: 3
Coding region: 221-745 (174 amino acids)
Source: RefSeq, a predicted model, not a curated record